AUGUUUAACACCAUCAAAGGAUAUAUAAUUGGUGAUAUAACUAGUUUUUAUAAAGAAAUAUUUCUUAACAUUCCGAAUCUAGAUAAAAAUUUAAAAGAAAAUCAAUUAAUUGAUCUUCCUUAUAGUAAUAAAACAUUUGAAAAUAUUAAAUCAGGACAUGUUAACGUAAAUAGAUCUUCAAUUAAUUAUUCAUCAAGUAAAAUUCAAACAAAUCCAACAUCGAAUAUUUUAUCAUCAUCGAUUCAAGUAGGUGCAAAUGAUACAGUACGAACGACUCGAAUUCGAAUUAAAGAUGAAAUGAAAAAAAUCUUUUUUUUUGGUCAAUUAACAAAUAAUUCUAUUAAACGAAUAUUUUCCGAUGAUUCAAAUUCAAAUUGUUUAACAAAAAAAGUUUUACAAAUUGAAAAAGAUCGACAAAAAAUUGAAGAAUAUUGA
This is a messenger RNA of Rotaria sp. Silwood1, 435 nucleotides long. NCBI's taxonomy places the organism in Eukaryota, Metazoa, Rotifera, Eurotatoria, Philodinida, Philodinidae. The record is from the annotation of a GenBank genome assembly.